This is a messenger RNA of Phytophthora sojae, 1422 nucleotides long. RefSeq lists its product as hypothetical. Gene Ontology annotation, biological process: regulation of cyclin-dependent protein serine/threonine kinase activity. Bases 226 to 945 code for a protein of 239 amino acids. Lineage: Eukaryota; Oomycota; Peronosporomycetes; Peronosporales; Peronosporaceae. Gene Ontology annotation, molecular function: protein kinase binding. The record is from RefSeq and is a predicted model, not a curated record. The transcript has 2 exons.
GGAACAAAGGCGUGUCCAGUCACCGGCGACUCGAGGGAAGGACCGGUAAUACCAUCCCACACCUCGGAUACUGUACCGCCCCGUUGAGGAGCAGCAGCCAGCCAGCCAUCACAGUGCAAACCGGCGGACGGAGAACAGCGGCAGGCAGGCAGGCAGGCAACAGUGCAGUGUGAAGCGACUCGCCCCUCCCCGACUCAGACUCAGCAGCGACCGCGCAGGGCUCCGAUGGCCAUGAUGCUGGACGACACGGCCGACUCGAACGACGAGCGCGGCCGCGCCAUCUACGCGAGCUGCAGCCCCGAGUGCUUCGUGCUCGCGCUCGUGUACAUGGACCGCCUGCACCAGAUGCAGGGCUUCGUGCUCACGGAGCUCAACGUGCACCGCGUGGUCAUCACGAGCGUCGUGCUGGCCGCCAAGUUCUUCGACGACCACUACUUCAACAACGCCUACUACGCCAAGGUGGGCGGCGUGCCCUGUCCCGAGAUGAACGAGCUCGAGGUCGAGUACCUGCUGCUCAUCAACUUUAGCCUCCACGUGAGCAGCGAGACGUACGCGCGCUACUACAACGAGCUGGCCAACCACUACAUGUACACGCGCGUGCGCAACUCGUCGCUGCCGCACUCGCCGUACUACCAGCUGCGCCACUUCGUCGCGCCCGACCAGCAGCACGAGGGGCAGCUCGUGUACGUGACCGAGAGCUACCCGAAGGUGCCGCCGCCGCAGGAGCAUCGGCGCAGCCAACCGCUGCCGCUGCAUCAUCACCACCAGUCACAGCCAAUGAUGGCCCCCAUGCGCCGGACAGUAGAAGACGGCGAGAACGGCGCGGUGCCGGCUGCAGCAGGCUCCUCAACAGGGAACAACGGCAAUGGCAUCGCCUGCACAAAGUCAAGUCGGGCCUCCGGGCAGAAGAGGAGGAGCGCCGUCGCGCUCGGGGUGAACGCGUAACAUACUUUUCCAAGCGGCUGCUUGGUUGUAAGAGAGGCGGAGGCACCCCUGGAGCGACACCACACAGAAACACCAUAAUUUUGACGGCGCGCGAGCCGGGAGCAGGAGCUGGACAGCCGACGAGGCUUGGGAGAAGGAUCACCCAGCCUUGGUUGAGCGACAAGUGUACGACCGAUCGUUGCAGCAAUCUCUAGGCGCGCUGAGAUGCGGUACCCCCAGUCCAAAGGUAGCAGGUGUGCCGCGCAAACUCGCGCGCCUCUGCGCGGAUUGGUCAUACAGCUCCCGUGCGCGCCAUCCUGCUCUUCCCGGUCGCUUCCGUCCCCCCAUUCGCCUCUCCUUUAAAAUAUAGCCACCUGGCUGUGGGUCAGUCAGUCGAUAGUCUUCCGAUAGUAUUAGCUGCUAGUCAAAGUCACCCAGGUUGCUUCCGCUUGCACGCCCUCGGUGCGAGUGCCUUUGUAAUCUAGACUCGGGUUCUUU